CAGUGCUGUGCGGUGCGGCGGUGGCGACAGCGGCGUGGCGUCGCCGACGCGGACCGACGGGCGGCGGAUCCCGACGCACUCGGAACGCGGCACCAGCAUGGCCCCGCAGGCGGACAAGAACGCUGCGAUGUCAAGGUAUACUGCUAGUCGGCCAGCGAGAUAGUAGUUGUAGUUGAGCUCGGUCUAGUCGCCUUCCGACCGACGAGGCAAAGGCGUCAAAAUCGGCAAGAACUCGAAGAGAAGUAUUGCUGUUGAGCUUGUUUUUCUGAACGCACGGAACCGUGCGUCAAAUGCCAAUGUAUGGGCAUAAAACAUCAUCUCCCGGAGGGUCGUCUGCCGUUCAUUCGGACGAUGAGCAUGGAGCAGCGCUGGCAGGACCUGGCCAGCCUGCUGUCGCUGCCUCCACAGGACCCCAACAUGACGCACGCCCACCAGCACAUGCUGGCCACGCACCACGGCCACGGCUACCCGUACCCGGCCGCGUACGGGCCGGCCGGCCACCCGGACAUGGCGCGCUCGGUGCUGCUGCAAAACGCCAGCCUGGCACCGCCCGUCGGCGACCUGGCCGCCAACGGCAGCUACGCCAACGUCAGCAUGGGGAGUGUCUCCCACAUCGGCUCGGCGGUGGUCUCUUCGAUGAACCUGACCACGGACGGGCUUCACGCGCACGCGGCCGCCACUAGCGCCGCCGGUGCCGAAAUGAUGUACUACCCGAGCACGGCCGCGGCGCCGGGCGCGGCCGGCCCCGAGCCGGCGCCGGCCGGCGGCCCCGACGGCGGAUUCCUCUCGCAGAUACUCGGCGUCGACGAGCUGCAGCUGAUGGAGAUGCCCAUUGCCGACGGUCAUCCUGAGUGGGUCAGCACGAGCGGGGCGGACGACCAGUACUCCUCGCCGGCCGACUAUGCCAAGGCUUCGCAGGCUCAUCGGCUGUACGAGUACGGCGGGUACCGGGCGGCGGCGGCGGCGGCGUCUCCGGCGGCGCCUGGCCAGCCGCACGACUCCCGGGCCGCCAGUCUGCCGGUCGCUCAGAAGAAGCACCAGAUGUUCGGCAAACGCUACUUUCAGGGCCCGGACGGUGCGUACGGCGGCUCGGGCCCGGCCGGCGCGAGCGUGCUGCCGCCGGGCUCGCCGUCGCCAGCAGCAACGCUCAAAUACACGCCGUACGGGGCGGAGGGCGGUGCGCCGGCCGGCCACCCUGCCUACCCGCCGGCCACGCCCGGCGCCGCCGAAGCCGCCGCCGGCCUCGACUCGCCGGAGCUCAAGUACAGCUGCAGCAUGGACUUCAUGAGGGGGCACCCUGGUGGCGACCGGAUGGGUCUGGUGUCGCACAACCACAGCUACCACCUGCCGCCGCAGACAGAGGGCCCCAGCGGCGUGCAGCGGCCCCUGGCCAGGGACAAACACGGCGAGCGUCCCAAGGAGCACCUGACGCGGGACGAGAAGCGCGCGCGCGCCAUGAGCAUCCCCCUCAGCACGGACGACAUCAUCCACCUGCCGAUGGAUGAGUUCAACGAGCGGCUCUCCAAGCACGAUCUGACCGAGGCGCAGCUCAGCCUCAUUAGGGACAUCCGGCGGCGCGGCAAGAAUAAGCUGGCCGCGCAGAACUGUCGCAAGCGGAAGCUGGACCAGAUCCUGACGUUGGCCGAGGAGGUGCAGCGCGCCAAGGACCAGAAGCAGCAGACGCUGGCCGACCACCAGUUCCUGAGCCAGGAGCGCAGCCGCAUCAAGGAGAAGUACUCGCAGCUGUACAGACACGUCUUCCAGUCGUUACGGGACCCGGACGGCAACCCGUACUCGCCGCUCGAGUACAGCCUGCAGCAGUCGGCAGACGGCAGCAUCCUGCUGGUGCCGCGCAACGCCACCAGCGGCGCCACCGUCGAGCCCGACCCGUCCACCGGCGCGCGGCGCAAGCAGCGCGACCCGCAGAAGCCUGAGUGAGCGGCC
Messenger RNA from Pollicipes pollicipes, 1944 nucleotides. RefSeq names its product segmentation protein cap'n'collar. Bases 301 to 1938 code for a protein of 545 amino acids. Gene Ontology annotation, molecular function: RNA polymerase II cis-regulatory region sequence-specific DNA binding; DNA-binding transcription factor activity, RNA polymerase II-specific. Gene Ontology annotation, biological process: regulation of transcription by RNA polymerase II. Gene Ontology annotation, cellular component: nucleus. NCBI's taxonomy places the organism in Eukaryota, Metazoa, Arthropoda, Thecostraca, Pollicipedomorpha, Pollicipedidae. The record is from RefSeq and is a predicted model, not a curated record. The transcript has 11 exons.